AUGGCGACAACAGGAUAUGUUAUCAAAUCAUUGAUAAAUCUCAUAAAAAUCCGUUCGAUACGAUAUGCAUCAGGAAUUACAUUUGUCCCCAGCCAAGCAGAUCCUUCACUUGGUGAAAUAAGCAAGAUGAAUCUAUGCCAAGCGAUCAACAAUGCAAUAGAUAUCGCCAUGGGAAGUGAUUCAUCCACAUGUCUUUUCGGCGAGGACGUUGCAUUUGGUGGUGUUUUCCGAUGUACCGUUGGCUUGCAGGAGAAAUACGGCAAGGAUCGUGUUUUUAAUACACCUAUUUGUGAGCAAGGAAUAGCUGGUUUUGGCAUCGGUUUAGCAGUUUGUGGUUCGACAGCUAUUGCAGAAAUACAAUUUGCUGAUUACAUAUUCCCAGCUUUCGACCAGAUUGUGAACGAAGCAGCCAAGUAUCGGUAUAGAAGUGGAAAUUUGUUUAACUGCGGGAAAUUGACAAUAAGAGCAACGUGGGGUGCUGUAGGUCAUGGCGGUCUCUAUCAUUCACAAAGCCCUGAAGCUUAUUUCACGCAUACGCCAGGUUUGAAGGUGGUGGUUCCACGUGGACCGAUUCAAGCGAAAGGUUUACUAUUAUCAUGCAUUCGAAAUGAGAAUCCAUGUAUAUUUUUUGAGCCAAAAUUGCUGUAUCGUGCAGCAGUUGAAGACGUUCCGAUCGGAGAUUAUGAGACUGAACUUGAACAAGCUGAAGUAGUCAAAGAAGGGAAAGAUAUAACAGUUGUUAGCUGGGGUACUCAGUUACACGUUGCACUUGAUGCUGCGAAAGUUGCUGAGGAAGAAAUUGGUGUCAGUUGUGAGGUGAUUGAUUUGAGAACCAUUUUACCGUGGGAUAUCGAUACGGUUGCAAAGAGUGUUAAAAAAACUGGUCAUUUAAUAAUAACUCACGAAGCACCGAUAACUUCCGGAUUCGCAGCCGAAAUAUCAACGAAAGUUCAGGAACGAUGUUUCUUUCACUUGGAAGCUCCAAUUAGUCGUGUUUGCGGCUGGGAUACACCAUUUCCGCAUAUUUUUGAACCCUUUUAUCUACCGACGAAAUGGCGUAUAAUAGAAGCAAUUAAAAAAUUAAUCGAUUUUCAACACUGA
Messenger RNA from Brugia malayi, 1101 nucleotides. It is a transcript of the gene Bma-bckd-1B, whose product is annotated as 2-oxoisovalerate dehydrogenase beta subunit, mitochondrial precursor, putative. Gene Ontology annotation, molecular function: catalytic activity. The record is from RefSeq and is a predicted model, not a curated record. Gene Ontology annotation, biological process: response to nutrient; branched-chain amino acid catabolic process. NCBI's taxonomy places the organism in Eukaryota, Metazoa, Nematoda, Chromadorea, Rhabditida, Onchocercidae. Bases 1 to 1101 code for a protein of 366 amino acids. The transcript is spliced from 8 exons.